CAUUCCUCCGCAGCUCUUUGUAUGAGCAAUACGACGUUGCUGAAAGAAGCUCAAAGGUUUCAUGCCGCCUUGCUUACAUCUGGCUUCCGAAAUCACGCCUACCGUUGCAACCUGCUGCUCCGCGCCUACGCUCGAUGCGGCGCCCUCUCCCACGCCCGUUCCCUCCUACUCCAAAUGCCCCUCCCCACCCUCGUCUCCUUCAACACCCUCCUCUCUGGCUUCGUCCGCUCCGGCCGCAUCGACGACGCCAUCGACCUAUUCGACGCCAUGCCGGCCACCGAUGCUCACUCUUACAACACCGUCAUCUGCGGUCUCGUCCGCAUCCACCGCGUCCGGGAAGCCUUCGCUCGUUUCCUCCGCAUGGCCCGCAGUCAUGUCAGGCCCGACGACUUCACCUGCUCGACGAUCGUCGCUUGCUGCGAUCUGUCUGGGGGGCGACAGCUCCAUGCGCUGAUGGUGAAGGUCGCGUCGCUGACUUCAGACCCUUUUGCUGGCACCAAUCUGCUGAGGAUGUACGGGGACGCGGGUGAGAUGUGUGACGCAAGGAAGGUGUUUGAUGAAAUGGGUCACCGGGACCUGACGUCGUGGAAUGUAUUGAUAGAUUGUUAUUUUAAAUCUGGGAUGGGCGAAUUAUGCAUCAAGAUAUUCGUGGAGAUGGUCAGGGAUCGAAUUCGACUGGAUGAGUUCACUUUAGCAACUGUUAUGAACGAACUUGCAAGCUGCUCGUCGGUGAGCAAAGGCAUGCAGGUGCAUUCAUUGGUCGUGAGAGCCGGGUUUAUUAUGGAUCGUUUCUGUUGCAAUGCUUUGUUGAAUUUGUACUCUAAGGGAGGAUUUGUUAGUUCGGCCAUGAAAUUGUUCGAUGAUAUGACUGAUCCAGAUGUGGUUUCUUGGACCAUCAUGAUUUCAGGUCUAGAGGUGGGUGGCCAUAUCAUUGAUGCUUUUGAGGUUUUCAAUUCGAUGCGGAUGGCUGAAGUGGAGCCUAACUCUUUCACUUUUGGUACUUUGAUUGGUUGCUGUGCAAAUGUUAAUGCAUUUGAUAUUGGAAAGCAAUUUCAUGCCCUUGUUCUUAAGAAUGGGUUGGAACUUGAUGUUGUUGUAGGGAGCACAAUUGUGAAUAUGUACUCAAAAUGUGGUGAGAUAACUGAUGCUCUGAGACUCUUCCAGAGCUUGCCUGAGAGGGAUAUCGUUUCCUGGAAUGGUGUUAUUUGUGGGCUUGCUCAGAACGGAGAAGCUACCACAGCCCUACAAUUAUUUGAUGAGAUGGUUCAAUUACGCCUGAAUGGCAUAAUGCCAAAUCAUGUCACUUUUGUCGGUGUCUUGACUGCAUGCUCCAGAGCAGGGCUCAUCCGCAAGGGUUGCAGCAUCUUCAAUGACAUGGUUGAUGUGUACUCAUGUGAGCCCCAAGCUGAGCAUUAUGCUUGUAUGGUCGACUUAUUUGCACGCUCAGGAUUACUGGAAGAAGCAGAGGUUAUUAUUCAAUCCUUGUCGACUGAGCCUAACAUUAUACUCUGGGGAGCACUACUUGGAGCAUGCAAAAGCCGUGGAAAUCUUGUCAUGGCAAAGCGCAUUGUAAAACGACUUUAUGUGUCUGAACCAAUGAACUCAUCCGAUUAUGUGCUUCUCGCGAAUCUGUAUGCUGCUAACAAAGAGUGGGAUGAUGUGUUCAAGGUUAGAAAUAAGAUCUCUACAAUUGGAGUUCAAAAAGUAGCUGGGAGUAGUUGGGUUGAAAUCAGGGGAAAAGUUUAUUCUUUUACAUCAGGUGAUGCACAUAAUGCAGAGACCUAAUCUCUGGUGUGCUGCAGAUACUGUCGUUGGUAAUGUUGGAGGGUGACGAAGUGGCUUAAUUAGCACUGAAUGGACUGUGGGUGAUGCAACUAUUCCCUUGAGGUGUCUCCCACCAUUCAAUGCAGUUAACAGUAGGGCUCAAUCCGCAUUUGUUAUGGUUGAUGUUGUUGGCAUUUGACAAGCUUAUUUUCCUUGCUUCAAGUCACUAACAUUUUCUGGUUAACAGAGCAUCAGAACAAGUAAUAGAUAGAUAAGUGUACUUCAGACUGAUAUGUUCAAGUCUGCUAUAGUUAUACCCUCAAUGUAGCAAUAUGACUUUGCUUGGUGCACCAAACUUCAAAUAACAUGGAUGGUCAGCAGGAGUUGGGAGUGUGGAAAUGGAUAUCGACUGAGGAUUGUCAUGAAAGGCAACAAGUGCAAUAAGGGUAUUGGAAACACAGUUACGGAUGAAGUGCUGAUGACUACUAGAGCAGCUCAGGAAAAGGUUUGCUGACAAACAGAUGCAUAGAGUCAGAACUGCUCUGAUGGCAGAUUUAUGUACUCUGAAUGACUUAUCGAGCAGAAAAAAGAAAAAUGCAUCUGCAAAGGUCGUAUCGAUAUUCUAAUUCAUUUGUUCUUCAUAGCUACGUACAUGGAGAUUUUCGUAUUGCAGUCUCUGGUAACCCUUCUGCCAAAACUAAUUCUACGUGGUGGUGUAAUACAAUAGGAAGAACAAAAAUGCAAGAUUUUAGCGUUAUGUUUUAGCCAUUACAUCUUAAACAACUCUUCACUAGUAAAUCAAUUGAAUAAUCAAAUAGCAGCUGGAGCUUAGACGAACCGAUCUGGUUCGAUUCAUGUACAAAAUUGGUUCAGGUCUAAAAAUCUGAGUCAAAGAACAUUUAUUGUCUUUUUUUAUGAUUCAUUUAGGGCAUUUUGAUCGAAACAAGAAAUGGGGGGGUGCAAUCUGGUAUAAGUCCAUCAUUAGAGAUUUUUUUUGAUAAGUUGCCUUAUUUAUACCCUUUUCAUCGUCAUAUCUCGUCCUUUCUGAUUCUAUGAAUCAAAUCUUUAGGUGCGUCUGAUCAGCAGGAUAUUGAAUCUUCAGAAGAUACGCAUCAUCCCAUCUCUUUGUAGAACACCUCCAUCGCUACUCUAUAAUCCUCGAGAGACAACAUCACCUCAGGAACAAGCGAACAUGGCCAACAAGGCUAUACUCACAGCAUGUCUGUUGCUGGUGCUCUUGGUGAUAGCCUUCGGUGUCCAAUGCGCCAUGGCUGCUCAAGUCCAAGAAGGCGCAUGCAUCGUUGCCAGCGACUGCAAAUGUGAUGAAAAUUGCUACACCAAUUGCCUUGGCGGUCAUUGUUACUGUAUCUGCUAGUAUCUAAUAAUAUCAACUUGUCUUCGUCUGCAACCAAUAAACUCUGCUCCUCCUUGUACUUCUUCUUCUUAUUGCACGUUUAAUGUCCUACGGACUUUCCUAAACGAAGGAGAUGGACCAUUUAAAUUGA
Molecule: messenger RNA, 3269 nt
Organism: Musa acuminata AAA Group (dessert banana)
Lineage: Eukaryota; Viridiplantae; Streptophyta; Magnoliopsida; Zingiberales; Musaceae
Product: pentatricopeptide repeat-containing protein At2g13600-like
Exons: 2
Coding region: 22-1785 (587 amino acids)
Molecular function (GO): protein binding
Source: RefSeq, a predicted model, not a curated record